GUAAAUUGAAUGUGAUAUUAAUUUGCACAAUUGAGCAGAGGAAUGAAUCAUCUCAAUACCUGAAAAGACUCAUGUGAGAUGAAUGUCCGUUGCUAUACGUUAGACUUUACAUUAGAAAGUCAACAUGUGAAAGAAGUUGUUUCAAGUUUAUUUCACACAAUAUUGUUACAUAGAACAUUUGGGAAAAUCUCCUACAAAAAGGAAAGCACCUAUUCGAUUGGUUCUCUUGGUUUCAGAGAUAAUGAUUGUAGCAGAAUUGACUUCACAUAUUGUUCAGUUAAUUCCUCUGAGCUUGCAAAUGACAUUGAAAAGCAGGUAUCUCAAUUUCAUAGUGAACUCCGUGGUUCAGUUAAUGCAGGUCUGACGAGAAAUGGUACCAUUGCAUUGGAAUUUUACGAAAAGAAGAAAGCUCGUUGGCCCUUUGCAGCUGAAUUCUUCACAUGGGAAAGGUGGGAAAUAAAGGUUGAAUUGGUGUCUGCAACUAGCACAGCUGAGCAGCAACGUCGUCAAGAAGUCAUUGGAUCAGAGCUUGCAGAGAAAAUCUUCUAUGUUACUCAAAUGAUAAACAAGUCAGACUAUGUUCCCAAGACACCUGAUAUUGCCAAUGAUAUUGGGAAUGUGUAUCACACAAGAUACCAAGACAUUCACCCUUACCUAUUCAGAAUUAAGCACUGGUUGAUAGAUGCGCCUGUUAACCAGUCAGUUGGAACCAGUGUUAGAAAACUCCUUAAUUACACUUGAGUAAUAGUGAAUGAUAUAUAUUUUGUUUGUUUAUAUAAUACUUUUACAAAAAAUAGCUUUUGAUUCCUUUUUUCUGGAUAUAUCUGUCUGUAAGUAGUUCACCAGUCUGAAUAGUAAUGGAGAAUUUUCUAUUUGUUUUGAAAUUCAUCAUAUUUGUCAUAAGUGUUCAAUAAUUUCAUGGUUAUGUUAUGGAAGAUUGUUACAAUUUGGAUUCAUUGGCCCCAAGCAAUUCUAUGCAUUUGUAUUGUAUCCUCAA
Messenger RNA from Bolinopsis microptera, 997 nucleotides. RefSeq names its product autophagy-related protein 101-like. The record is from RefSeq and is a predicted model, not a curated record. Gene Ontology annotation, biological process: autophagy; autophagosome assembly. The transcript has a single exon. Lineage: Eukaryota; Metazoa; Ctenophora; Tentaculata; Lobata; Bolinopsidae. Gene Ontology annotation, cellular component: phagophore assembly site. Bases 79 to 741 code for a protein of 220 amino acids.